This is a messenger RNA of Mus pahari (shrew mouse), 1991 nucleotides long. It is a transcript of the gene Nop56, whose product is annotated as NOP56 ribonucleoprotein. The record is from RefSeq and is a predicted model, not a curated record. The transcript is spliced from 12 exons. Gene Ontology annotation, cellular component: box C/D methylation guide snoRNP complex; small-subunit processome. Gene Ontology annotation, molecular function: snoRNA binding. Lineage: Eukaryota; Metazoa; Chordata; Mammalia; Rodentia; Muridae. The coding region runs from base 123 to 1556 and encodes 477 amino acids.
CCGGCAAUGGUUCCGUCCGCAGCCUCUGAUUGGUCAAACCGGAGAAGGCGUGGUCUCCUCAGUCGGGUUCCGCGCGCCAGAGCGCGCUAGCCGCAUUGCGAGCUGGGCACGGAGCAGGCGCCAUGGUUCUGCUGCACGUGCUGUUCGAGCAUGCGGUCGGCUACGCGCUGUUGGCGCUGAAGGAAGUGGAGGAGAUCAGCCUGCUGCUGCCGCAGGUGGAGGAAUGCGUGCUUAACCUUGGCAAAUUCCACAAUGUCGUUCGUCUGGUGGCCUUUUGUCCCUUCUCUUCAUCCCAGGUUGCCUUGGAAAAUGCCAAUGCUGUGUCUGAAGGUGUUGUUCACGAGGACCUCCGCCUGCUCCUGGAGACAUACCUACCAUCUAAAAAGAAGAAAGUACUUCUGGGGGUUGGAGACCCCAAGAUUGGUGCUGCAAUACAGGAAGAGUUGGGGUACAACUGCCAGACUGGUGGUGUGAUAGCUGAGAUCCUUCGAGGAGUUCGUCUGCAUUUCCAUAAUCUGGUAAAGGGUCUGACAGAUCUUUCUGCUUGUAAGGCCCAGCUAGGGCUGGGACACAGCUACUCUCGUGCCAAAGUUAAAUUUAAUGUGAACCGAGUGGACAACAUGAUCAUUCAGUCCAUAAGCCUCCUGGACCAAUUGGAUAAAGAUAUCAAUACCUUCUCAAUGCGCGUCAGGGAGUGGUAUGGGUACCAUUUUCCAGAGCUGGUGAAGAUCGUCAAUGACAAUGCUACAUACUGUCGCCUGGCUCAGUUCAUUGGGAACCGCAGGGAGCUGAAUGAAGAGAAGUUAGAGAAACUGGAAGAAAUUACGAUGGAUGGGGCCAAGGCUAAAGCCAUCUUGGAUGCUUCUCGGUCCUCCAUGGGCAUGGACAUAUCUGCUAUCGACUUGAUAAACAUCGAGAGCUUCUCCAGUCGUGUGGUGUCUUUGUCAGAGUAUCGCCAGAGCCUACACACUUACCUUCGCUCCAAGAUGAGCCAAGUAGCCCCCAGCCUGUCAGCCUUAAUUGGGGAAGCGGUAGGUGCACGCCUUAUUGCUCAUGCUGGCAGCCUCACCAACCUGGCCAAGUAUCCAGCGUCCACAGUACAGAUCCUUGGGGCUGAAAAGGCCCUGUUCAGAGCCCUGAAGACAAGGGGUAACACACCAAAAUAUGGACUCAUUUUUCAUUCCACCUUCAUUGGCCGAGCAGCUGCUAAGAACAAAGGCCGUAUCUCCCGAUACCUAGCAAACAAAUGCAGUAUUGCCUCAAGAAUUGAUUGCUUCUCUGAGGUCCCCACAAGUGUAUUUGGGGAAAAACUCCGAGAACAAGUUGAGGAACGGCUCUCUUUCUAUGAGACUGGAGAGAUUCCACGGAAGAACCUGGAUGUCAUGAAGGAAGCCGUGGUUGAGGCAGAGGAAGCAGCUGCUGAAAUCACCAGAAAGCUGGAAAAACAGGAGAAGAAGCGCUUGAAGAAGGAAAAGAAGCGACUGGCUGCACUGGCCCUGGCCUCNUCAGAAAACAGUAGUACCCCAGAAGAGUGUGAGGGAGGAGAUAGGUGCUGAGAGAACUUGACAAGAGCCCAGAAUGCUGGUUGUAGCACAUGGCCCAUUCCAUGGGCAAGUGUGCUCUGUCCUCGGCUGCCUCCCAGGAGUCCUCAACGGGGGUAGUGUGAAUUCCUGCUCUCCCUGUUCUGUGUCUGGAGGUGAUAGUGUCUCAUGAUGGGGGGUGGGGGCAGGGAGGUCACCAAUGUGACAGUUUAGAAUUGUCCCUUAGGGUUUUUUAAAUCUUGAGUUGUUAGUGAUACUCAUUCCAGUAUCCCCUGGGAGCUCUGCAUGAUAUCCAUCGUGACCAGCAUACAGGGGGUUUACAGAGGGCCAGGGAAAUUCUAAAAUGUGAGAGUAGAUCAUUAAGUCACCAAAAGUACUAGAUUUGCUCUACUACCUGGAUUCUAAUGGGAGCAGUGGUUGCUAACAAUUGUAAGCAAUGUCCCAUGUCUG